Cinclus cinclus is the source of this 1169-nucleotide messenger RNA. RefSeq names its product ATPase H+ transporting V0 subunit e2 (gene ATP6V0E2). The transcript is spliced from 4 exons. Gene Ontology annotation, molecular function: proton-transporting ATPase activity, rotational mechanism. Lineage: Eukaryota; Metazoa; Chordata; Aves; Passeriformes; Cinclidae. Gene Ontology annotation, cellular component: proton-transporting V-type ATPase, V0 domain. The coding region runs from base 1 to 342 and encodes 113 amino acids. Gene Ontology annotation, biological process: proton transmembrane transport. The record is from RefSeq and is a predicted model, not a curated record.
AUGGGAGGCGACGGAGCCGCCCGCGCGGCGCGCUCCGGGCGCGGAUUGGCGGUGCGGCGAGGCAGUGGGCGGGGCGCUGUCCCGUGCGGAGCGGCCAUGACGGCGCACAGCUUCGCGCUGCCGCUCGUCCUCUUCUCUGCCUUCUGGGGCCUCGUGGGCAUCGCCGCCCCCUGGUUCGUGCCCAAGGGGCCGAACCGCGGGGUGAUCAUCACGAUGCUGGUCACCACCGCCGUGUGCUGCUACCUCUUCUGGCUUAUCGCCAUCCUGGCGCAGGCCAACCCCCUGUUCGGGCCGCAGCUGAAGAACGAGACCAUCUGGUACGUGCGCUUCCUCUGGGAGUGAGCAGUCCCUGGGCGCUGGCCCCUCAACAGAGACCCCCAUCAAAUCCAUCACCCUCUUGUAGCCUGUUCCAGCCUCUACUCUCCUGCACCAGACAGCCCCCAGAGGUGCUGGGACAGAGGCUGGACCCGCUGCCCAAGCACACCUGGAGCACUGCAGCCUGGACCAAUGGAUGGCUGGGUCCCCCAAGCAUGGCAGGCAGCACCCCUGGGCGAGGGCCUACUAAUUCAGCACUAGGAGCAGCCAGGCUACCAGGGAGAGAUCCCUUCAUCUGGCCCAGUGCUGCAGUGACUGAGCACUGUCCUGUGAGGGAUCUGUGUGUAGUGCCAGUGGGUCCUGUCCCAGCAGUGCUUGUCCUACCCUCAGUGUGUUCAGCCCUAGCACCCACAUGAAACCCCUGCUUGUAGCCCAAGCUGCCCAACAAGUUACCCUGUCCCUGGUCAUUACAUCCACUGGCUGUGUGAGAAUGCAGGAGCAAUUGCAUCCUCUGUGGUCUAGUCAGUCCCCUGUGGUGGAGGUGGUCCCUGCUAAGACUCUGGCUGUGGGUGGAAGGAAGAGCUGACCCUGAAGGAGCAUGCAGACCCACUUGAGUGUGAUAAGGGAGGCGUUGGGGUGUGCUGGAGGGAAUGAAAAGAGGGCUGUCUCCCACUUGAGCAGUGAGGCAGCUGCAGUAGUGUUUAAGUAACUCCCCAAGAUUGGUCCAGGUUCUGAGAAGAGCCGAGUAGGGCAUUGUGUUUCCAGUUUCCCCUUAUUUAUUGGAUAAUUUAUCUGUAUUUAUGUAUCUGUCUGUGUUUUGUUUGUGUUGUGGAAAUAAACCCUUUUUGUAGUAA